Messenger RNA from Aegilops tauschii subsp. strangulata, 2992 nucleotides. RefSeq lists its product as uncharacterized. The record is from RefSeq and is a predicted model, not a curated record. Gene Ontology annotation, cellular component: chromatin. NCBI's taxonomy places the organism in Eukaryota, Viridiplantae, Streptophyta, Magnoliopsida, Poales, Poaceae. Gene Ontology annotation, molecular function: zinc ion binding; SUMO ligase activity. Gene Ontology annotation, biological process: protein sumoylation.
CCUCCCCCGUCCCACCGCGCCACCCACCUGCCCGCAGCGGUUCCGCUACGGGUACUCGCCAUUCCUCCCCGCCGCCUCGCCUCCCCUCUGUCCCCGAGGAGAGACAGACACGCGGCCGCCAUCCCAGCCAGGCCGAGGCAUGUCCGGCGGCGCCGCCCUAGCCUCCCAGCCCCAGCCCUCCGCGCCCCCGUCGCAGCCGCAGCAGCAGCAGCAGCAGGCCAGGGAGCAGCUGAAGAAGGCGGUGGAGAUGAACGCGGUCCGCCUCCAGGCCAUCGGCGAGCGGAUCAGGGGCCACUUCCGCGGCGGCUCCUACGCGCUCGCCCCCGCCGACCUCUCCCACCUCGUCUACGCCCUCGCCAGGGGGAUCGAUUACGCGCUGUCGGGCGGUGACAUUCCUAAGAUCGCGGGUGAAAUACCAGACACUUUGAGAAAGGUAUAUGAGCUGAGGAAGGAUCCAUUUCUACAAUCUUCUGUCAUGGUACUGAUCAUAUCAUGCAAGAAUGCUUGUAAAAACAAAUGGUUUCAGCCUUCAGAUUACAUUGAUAUUCUCAGAAUGGCUGAUGAGCUAUCCGGCAGCUUCUGCACGAACAGUAGCGAGCCAGCUAAUGACAGCACCGUGCUUGAAAUCAUUUCAACAGUAAUGCCAAGGUAUUAUCCUAAGUUGAAGUUCGACCGUCUAAUCACUUCGCUGGAAGCAAAGGUUGGAUAUGAUAUUUUGAUGGCUGACUUCUUUAUUCAUAGAAAUCUACCUAAACAUGAAAAGAUUUGUCUAGUUGUUGUCCAAAAGGAAAAUUUAGAUGUCUCAUCAUGUAUCGCAAGCCCCCAGCAUGUGAGCUUUUUAGUAAACGGAAAAGGUGUGGACAAGAGGACUAAUGUUUCAAUGGAAACAGGACCCCAGUUCCCCACGGAUAUCACUAAGAUGCUCAAAUAUGGUGCAAACAUUGUACAAGCCGUUGGAUAUUUUACUGCUAACUACAUCAUAGCUGUAGCAGUUGUGAACAAUUUGAUGUCUUUUGAUGUUCCAAAACUCAGUGCCUAUGCCCAACCAGUCACAACAGAUCUUCCUGAUUCAGAUUCAGAUAUGCUACUGGAAGGGCCAUCAAGAGUUUCCCUAAAGUGCCCCAUAAGUUUUAGGCGUGUGCAAACCCCAGUUAAAGGGCAUCUAUGCAAACACCAUCAGUGUUUUGAUUAUGACAGUUACAUGGAUAUUAACUCGAGGAAACCAACCUGGCGCUGUCCAUGUUGUAAUACUCCUUCAAAUUUCAUUGACAUUCGAAUUGAUCAAGAGAUGGCCAAGAUUUUACAAGAGACUGGUAAUGAUAUCAUGGAUGUUCUUGUAUUCCCUGAUGGAUCUUGGAAAGCUGUUUCAGUUCAUGAUGAGAAAUCAGAUAAACAUGGUGAUGCAAUUCAGCAGAACGAGAAUACUGUAGAAACUGAUGCAACUCCUUCGGAUGUUAUAGACCUAAUAAACAAGGAUGAUGAUGGUGAUCUGCCUAUGAGCUCGGCAUCUCCCUCAGAAGAUUUGAAGCCUGUGUUGAAUAGUCAAGAUAUAUCUGUCAUGGACUAUCUUCCGGAUUUCCCUCUAAGCACAGCCGCUCAGUCAGAAGAUAUGUAUGUAGGAGGUGGAACUUCAACUUCUGGCCAAAAUUCGUUACCAUCAUCUAGUGGCGGACCUGGCUCUAGUUCAAUUGGGACCUUGGAGUCUAUUCUCCCUAGAGAUAUCCUGCAAAUGCAACCUGCUACCACACGUGCCAUCUCUCCUUCUGAAACCUCCAAUUUAGCAUCUGCCAUGCAACAAGUUUCACAAGGAUACCCCAAUAUUAUGCAGAUGCAAUCACAGCUAGAUUCUUUACUUCGAUCAGCACAUCAUACUAGAAAUGUCAGGAGAGAGCCUGUAGCAGUCCAGGCUCUGGCAGUGCCACAACAUAAUUCAUCUAGAAGGGUGCAGGCAAAUGUCUCGAAUUGUCCACCUCCCACCCCACAGUCCAUUUCACCUUCUUCAAACUACCAAGCACAUCAUGUGACAAAUGCAGACAGUGUAAUCACAUCGAUGGUUAAUGGUGUUGGGCCACUCUCAAGGGCUCCUGACGGUUCCUCACCAUUCCAUCUACAGCCGACACAACAGGAUAUGCGCAACAUGCCAAACCAUCAACGUGGUCGGGUUAUGGGCCUUGCUGCAAAUCCCUUCAUGCAUAUGAGACCGCCGACAGGAGGCCCAGGACAGGGUAGAGGUGCUAAUGCCUAUGGAGCUCCCUACCCUCAACAAUAUCAGCAAUAUGACCAGCGACAAUUCGACAAUCUAAUAGGCCAACUGGUGAACCGAGGGGGUGCAGUUAGCCAGGCCAUACCAGGCCAUCUCUACGUUCCCCAGCAGAGCCAGGCAAUGAGAACGCAAGCAGUGUCCCGACAGUCUCCACCAUUGCAACCGCGCGUGCAGUCUCCUGGUCUAGCACCUACUGCUCCGCGUGUGCAGUCUCCUGGCCUAGCACCUACCGUUCCGCGUGUGCAGUCUCCUGGCCUAGCACCCACUGUUCCGCGUGUGCAGUCUCCUGGUCUACCACCCUCUCCGACUCCCGCUACGCCCCUCCUCGAGGACUCUGAUGUCCCCGAGAUCGAGAUGGAUCCGAACUGGCAGCCCACGGGGCAGAUGAGGGGGAGCCUGGUAGGCUCUGCUUACGAUCAAGCAAUCGAACGGUAUCUGCAGCCUGGUGGUGGUCAGCGGACAAAUCAGGCUCGGCCACCUGGCAGGUAAACAUAUACUCGUCAGGUGCUGUGGGUGGCUCUGGAUUUAGAGAGGCUAACAUGGAUCUGCGUGUGUGGGUGGCUCUGAACUCUGAACGUCUGAUCUGCGGUUAGAUAUUAACGUCCUUAUGUUAUAUGUUAGUUUGCAAAUGUAGGGAGUACUGAUUGUGCUGCUUAGCGUUAGCGUACAUCUGUUGUUGUGCAAUGGAACGAAGUAUCUAUUAUUUUAUGUCACCUCUUCUUGGCGUCA